Molecule: messenger RNA, 793 nt
Organism: Salvia hispanica
Lineage: Eukaryota; Viridiplantae; Streptophyta; Magnoliopsida; Lamiales; Lamiaceae
Product: 2Fe-2S ferredoxin-like superfamily protein
Biological process (GO): P450-containing electron transport chain
Cellular component (GO): mitochondrion
Molecular function (GO): electron transfer activity; 2 iron, 2 sulfur cluster binding
Source: RefSeq, a predicted model, not a curated record
GGAGGCUGGGAAGGAUAGUGAGUGAUGAAUGCUUCUCUCUCAUGCAGUAUGGCUGCCAUGAGUUUCUGCCACGUGUCACUCCGCCCACCGGAACUCUCCAGCGUCACCUCCAAUUACCGCACUUCCGCCGCAUUUCCUUCUACAACCAGAAGCUUUUCCGUUUCCGCCGCUGCGUCGCCGGAAACCUCCACCGCACCUUCGGAACAACCUGAAAUCGAGCUAGAAUUCCUUGGUCCUAAAUCAGGAGAUGCAGUAAACAGAGCCAAAGCCAUAAGUGGAGAGAAGCUGCUGAGGAACAUAAUGUUGGAUAACAAAAUUGAGCUCUACGCCAUUUAUGGGAAACUAAUGAAUUGUGGAGGUGGUGGAAGCUGUGGAACUUGUAUAGUCGAGAUUAUCGAUGGAAAGGAUCUCCUGAAUGAGAGAACGAAUACAGAGCUUCGAUAUCUCAAAAAGAAGCCGGACUCUUGGAGACUUGCAUGUCAAACUAUUGUAGGAAAUAAAGAGAACUCUGGAAAGGUGGUUGUCCAAAGGCUGCCCCAACAGAAAUGAUCAAAAAUAUUCUGGAUCCAAGCUUCUAUGCUGCUUUUAUCUUCAUUGGAAUAUGGUAGAUUGUCUGGAACAUUUUCAGGUUUGCAUAGGGAACUAUAUUAGUUUAGUGUUGAUUGUUUUCAUUGGGGAUAUAUGGUACUAUAGUCACCAUUGUAUUGUGUAUACACUAGUUCAUGAUUCUUAUUUUACAAUAUGAUCUUCUAUGACAUUCAAAUUUAUAUGAAACGAACACGAUUUGAUGGAA